Messenger RNA from Alternaria alternata, 2958 nucleotides. Its product is annotated as kinase-like protein. Lineage: Eukaryota; Fungi; Ascomycota; Dothideomycetes; Pleosporales; Pleosporaceae. Gene Ontology annotation, molecular function: protein serine/threonine kinase activity; ATP binding. The record is from RefSeq and is a predicted model, not a curated record. Gene Ontology annotation, cellular component: nucleus; cytoplasm. The transcript has 2 exons. Bases 168 to 2948 code for a protein of 926 amino acids. Gene Ontology annotation, biological process: protein phosphorylation; mitotic DNA damage checkpoint signaling.
GCCUAAAACUGCGCCCUGUUCAGACGGUCGAAAAACCAUGAGGCAAAGUCACUGCAUUGUCCGUCCGUUCCUCCUAUCAACUCAACUUCUCAAGCCCGCUUUUGUCAAGACCUUUUGCCGCAUCCGCAAUAUCGUCACAUUACCUACUCUCUACGGGAGUUCUGGCCAUGGAGCUUCCUGACAUUGCUCACAACACCACUGGCAAAUUGUGGCGCAUGAGAGAUGGUCAAAAACCUCCACGGUGGCGUAGCCACCAGGAUCUCGCCCUACCGGACUUCGGUGUGGAAUUCAAGGACGUGUCAGAACUUCGCGAAUGGUUGGACGAUGAAAACACAGAAGAAGGAUCUGCGACUGGAAAAUUCGGAACGACGGUCUCUCACAAGCGAGUUCCUCCUACCGAAGACUUUGUGGCCGUGAAGCAAUUGCAAUCCGAUUCCGGAGACUCUGGGGACAUUGACAGACUGAAAAGAUUAGUGGAGACGGAGGUGAACAACAUCAAGCCACUUUCACACUUUCACAUCGUUGAGACGAUCGGAAGCUAUAGUUUCGGAAACAUGGCGGCGUUGCUUAUGGUUCCUUGGGCGCCCUUAAGUCUCAGGAAGAUAUUGAUGCAGUACGAUGAGAAGAAUCCUCCAGCACAUAUCACGGAAGGCCUGAACAAGCACGGAUGGGAAUCGGUAUCGCAGUUUGUUGCGUCCACCAUGGGCUGCAUGGCACAUGCUCUAGCACAUAUCCAUCACAAAAACAUCAAGCACAAAGACAUCAAGCCGGAUAACAUACUGAUCUGUGGCGCGCGAAUUUGGAUCACAGACUUUGAUUUGUCAGUCAAAUUCGAGGCUGAAUUUACAUCCGCAUCGGAGGGCCCACCCGAGCGCAAAGUGACACAUAAGUACGCUGCCCCGGAAGCUCUAUCACUGGAAAGCCGGGAGAAGCGUGGACGAGCACAAGACAUAUACUCCCUGGCCUGCGUCUUCAUCGAAAUCUUCGCAGUGUACAAGAAAGAUCCUUCUACCGGGAAACACCAAAACGUAGCAGAGUUGUUCGAAGAAAACACAGUAAAAUAUCAUCAAAAUAUGCCCAGGAUCGUCAAGUGGAUGACUGAACAGGUGUCUGGCAGGAGCGAUCUUCAGCUUCUGAGCCUGAUACGUGCAAUGGUCAGUGAGACGCCGAGGGAGAGGCCCACGGCCACCCAGGUUUGGAAGGAGCUGGUCAUCAUACACGGUGACGCUUUGGAAGCACCAUUUUGCGGAGCUUGCUGCAUGCCUCAAGACUCUCACCUGACAAAGGUCGCCAAGGUUCCCCAUCCGCUGGCUUACCCUUCGGCAGAGAUAAGCCCCGAAAACGCGGCCAAAUCUGCUACAAGAACCAGUGAAUUCGAAACGUCGUACAGCGAUGCCAAUCGCUCGCCCUACUUCCGCAAUCGAUACCUUCGGAUCGACAAGAUUUACAAUCUCGAUUCUGUCAGCGACGCUAACACUGAAGGCAAAGCUGGUAAGCGGAUCCUGUGUCGGAAAACCUUUCACAGAGAUCAGAACAAAGAAGACACGGCAGAGGCAAAAGACCUAAUUGCUGGCCUUGCCCAAACUGAGGCAAGACUUCUCGAGAAUCUGACGCCCUGCAAGCCAAAUGGAGGUGCUCGACACAUGGUCAAUUUCGAAGCAACAUAUCGAGAAGGAGAGAAUUUCGCGAUUCUGACGACGCCUGUGACAAAGUAUAACCUCCACGAAUAUCUCUCGAUGGUGGAGUUGAAGCGGAAAGAAAAUGCGUUAGGUAGUUGGGAAAGGGUGUUGCGUGAAUCUUCCGGCUGUCUGGCUGGUACGUUAAGUUAUCUGCACAAGCAAGGAAUCGCGCAUGGCGCUGUUAGCCCAGAAAACAUCCUUGUAGAUCUGGAGGACAACAACAAAAUCUACCUUGCUAAUUUCGGCGAGGCCGCUGUGAUCAAGCGCAUUAAAGACAUACGUGAAGUUGGCAGCAAACCGCAGGUGAGUGAUCUACAACCUUUUACCCAGUCGAAGACCAAUUCAAGACCCCAGAACCCGUAUGCGCCAUCGCAAGGUCGGAUGUCCGAAGAGAUAUACAAUGCCACAGAUGUCUUUGGCUUGGGUUGCGCAGCUCUCGAGAUGGAGACUGUCAGGCUGGGCAGUAGCCGAGACGCAAUGUGGAAGUUCUUGCUGCAAGAUCCUUCGCAAAAUGUCACCAACGAUGACAAAACGAGCUCCGAGCUCGCUAACGGGGAACAACCAGCUUACAACGCUAACGACACCGGUUCUACAGUGCGACCCUCCAAAAAAGAGCGAGUAUCUAACGUCUCCACUGACGCUGGGUCUAAACCGCAGUCCGCCAAAAAGACACGAUCAUCUAACGUCUCCAAGGGCGCUGGGUCUAAAUCGCAGUCCGCCAAGAUGAAGCAAUUACCAGUAGUUAAUGGCUCCAACGACACGGAGUCUAAGUCGCAGCCUGCGGGCGGUAAGCGGUCAGUCCGUGAAGCGGGGUCAAAAUCGCAGCCCAUAGAGGAGAAGCAACCAGCUAACGGCUCCAACGACACGGAGUUCAAUUUACAGCCCGCGGACGGCAAGCGGCCAACCAAUGAAGGCAACGAAGAUAGCUCCGCGAAAAGCACCGCGGAAGCCGACGAGGACGACAACAGUACCUACACCUGGCUCUCUGGGGGUCCAAACAAGAAUAUGCUGUAUGACGAACCAAGAGUCCUUGCAAGACUUCCUGAGUGGAUACAGAAGCAAUGUUUCGCCGAGAAUUAUGGUGCGCUGAUCGUCCGCAUGAUGGAUCCGGAGCCUCAAAAGCGACCUACGGCAUACGAAAUCCACUGCAGUAUGAGCAAGAUGAAAGACUGGAAUUCCCGGAUGAUGUGUGGUAAAAAUUGCGUCCCUGAAGAGCAAGGAGACGUUGAGAAAAAGAAGGCGGGAUUAGAAAUCAAAGAGACGCGGUAGAUAGUGUCAA